Lottia gigantea (owl limpet) is the source of this 386-nucleotide messenger RNA. RefSeq lists its product as hypothetical. The transcript has 3 exons. Gene Ontology annotation, molecular function: nucleic acid binding. Lineage: Eukaryota; Metazoa; Mollusca; Gastropoda; Lottiidae. The record is from RefSeq and is a predicted model, not a curated record. The coding region runs from base 1 to 351 and encodes 116 amino acids.
AUGAGUCCGGAUUUAAAUCCAAUAGAACAUGUUUGGGAUUUCAUUGGGCGACGAGUACGAGCACGUGAACCUCCUGUUCAAACUCUUCGGCAACUGGAAGCAGCACUGCAUCAAGAAUGGCGACAAUUAACAUUAGAAGAGGUUCGACGAUUCACUGGAAACAUGAGAAACAGGUUACGUAAGUACUGGUCGAGACAGGAUGAUGGAUGUCUAUUUGUCUCCUCUCACUAUAUAAACCCUGAGUGUAGUUCAGUUAGUCACACAUCUCCUGACUUCACAGAUACACAAUCAUACCUGGAAGUUUAUUUUGAAUUCAAUCAACAGAGAAAUUUAUUUACAGAGAUCAUCUAGUUAUUUUCAAAUAAAAUUCUAUUUUUUAUAACUUU